GGGCGGGAGCGUGCCCUGGCGGGCGCUGAUUGGCUGCGGGCGGGGUGCUCUGAGGCGGUGUUUGAGCGAGGCGGGAAAGCAGCAGCGGCACCGGCGGGUUUGGGAACCGUCUUUGGGCAGAGCGGCCCCGGGCACCGCGAACGCCAGCGGCAGGACCGGCCCCGUGCUCAGCCCGCGAACACCAGCGACAGGAGAAGCCCCGAGCCCCGCGAACACCAGCGGCAGGAGCGGCCCCGCUGGCUCGGGUAACGCCCUGUGAGUCCCACCUUCCCCUCACGGCCCGGCCCCGCCGCCAUGUCGGUGGAUCCCAUGACCUACGAGGCGCAGUUCUUCGGCUUCACGCCGCAGACCUGCAUGCUGCGCGUCUACACCGCCUUCCAGGACUACCUGUUCGAAAUGAUGCUGGUGGUGGAGGGCGUGAUGCUGAAGAAGCUGGACGGCAUUCCCGACUGCAAAAUCAGCCCUUCCAAGAUCCGCAAAUGCACCGAGAAAUUCCUGCUCUUCAUGAAGGAGCACUUCGAUAAGCUGUUCUCUAAAAUGGAAGAAGUGCUGCUGCAGCUGGUGCUGAACAUCCCCAAGAACGUGCUGCUGCCCGAGGACAAGGUGCAGGAACAGUAUCCCUACAGCGAGGAGGAAUUCCAGGCGCUGCAGGAUGAGCUGCAGCAGCUGCAGCAGCAGUGCAGGGCAGAGGCAGUGCUGGAGCAGGAGCUGCUAGCAGAGCUGGAGGAGCAGAAGGUUGUCAAGGCCGAGCUGGAGAAGAUUUUGCAGUGCUUUGAUGGGCUUGAGAACAUCUGCAGGGAGCACGGCGCCGGCAACUUCAAGGAAAGCUUUGCCCUCCUGGCACAGAGCUCUAAGAAAUUGCAGGAUGUGCUGAAAGAAGUGGAGGAGAAGAGCAAAAAAAUGAACCAGCAUGGUCAGUUAAUGUAAUGGAAAUUCUGAGAAGGCAACAGAUGCCAUGUAGAGAGCUUGCUUAAAAUGACAGGGGUUUAUGUUCCACUCACUCCACUCGUGCUGCCAGGAUUUGGUCUAAAAGCUGUUGAACUGUCCCAGUUUGCUCCUCCCUAAGGCAGGAAGGGGAGAAAGCCUGUAAAAUGUAAUUCAGAUUGUUAACUUCCUAAGUUUUGGGUCGCAUAACCAGCGUUUGAAAACACUGAAUGUUACCUUUGAACACAAUGUAGCAUUCCCCGUUGUAAGGUUAUAGAAACAAAGCCUCGAUAAGACUUGUAGGAAUGUGUAGGUGUUUCCAGCCUGAAGUCAGUGAGGCCACAGGGACUCUGCCCCUGGCCAAGGAGCUGCCUGGCCGUGGCUAUGGUGCCUUUCUCUGUGUUUGGGAAACCAGCAAGGAGGAAAUGCAGGGAGGAGGAUGACACUGAUGCUGACAAGGUUCUGAUGAGAACCUUGUCAUCAAAACUUCAGCCCAGUUUCUGGAAUUUCAGAGUUCUUCACCACUCCACCUGCGCUUGUGUUUCAGCACAGAGCAGAAGACACUGAAGGAAAUCAGUAACUCCAUCACUUUGUCCUACUUCACCUUAUGUUGCUUUAUAUAUAUAUUUGUUUGGGGUUUUUUUUGUUGCUCAGUGUCCCUUUUCUAUUAAACAAACUUUCUCUUAUUAACAUUUAAUCAGAUUUUCCUGUGAAAAUGUUAUGAAUGUUGAUAAGCUCUUGUGUCUUAAUUAAAUUUAUUCUCUCUGUACUUAAUUCAAAAUCCCUGACAUUCUGUGCAUCUUUCCACGGCAGUUUUUUAAUCUCCAGUUUAGUCCUAUCAUUAAAUAUCAAUAUUAAUUUCUACUUUAAUAGCAUAGAGGUUUAAAAGUGAAUCACUUAGAGGUUAUUGCAAUAAAAAAGUGUAUUGAA
Molecule: messenger RNA, 1854 nt
Organism: Zonotrichia leucophrys gambelii
Lineage: Eukaryota; Metazoa; Chordata; Aves; Passeriformes; Passerellidae
Gene: MIS12
Product: MIS12 kinetochore complex component
Exons: 1
Coding region: 295-927 (210 amino acids)
Biological process (GO): kinetochore assembly; mitotic sister chromatid segregation; mitotic cell cycle
Cellular component (GO): chromosome, centromeric region; nucleus; MIS12/MIND type complex
Source: RefSeq, a predicted model, not a curated record